CACUUUGGAGUUCACGCGGUGCACGCAUCAACCACUAUACGAAUGAUCGCACUGAUUCGCAAUGUACAUCUGUAUAAUGCAACAGAAGAAGAUUUAUUAAACGUUUGAAGUCAGCUGCAUAAUACGAACACACGAACUCUCGAAAUUCAUAAUAAUGUGUGCUCGUCUGGAGCUCGAUCAGCCGAUUAAAGUGUUCAGUGCCUUCCUGAUAUACAGCAGUAUGUGUCGAGUAAAUACACAUACAACACCGAAACGUUUAUCGACAUGGCAGCAGCAGCAGCAGCAGCAGCAGCAGCAGCAGCAGCAGUAGGCGAUGAUGAUAAUUUGUCGCGCAUCUGUCAUUAUUGGUAGUAAGCGUUGCCGCUCGUCGCCUACUGUUACUGAACUUGAUAAAUACACUAGUCGUAUGGUAAUAUAGGUUCAACAAACGAUCCGAUGCUUAUAAUACUAAACAACACGGGGCCAGCGACAAUAGCAGCAACAGCAGCAGCAGCAGAGAUAGUCGUCGUCGUCGUCGUCGUCAUGCAGUGCUAAUAUAACAACCGCAGCAACAGCGCGAGACAGAGCGAGACAGAGAGAAGGCACUUUAUGUGUACACACACAUGCACACAACGCAUAGCCGUGUGCGUAGAAGUAUAGUAUACACUAUACAUAUAGCUAGCUUUAUAGCUCGAAGACUGCUAGCUUACUAUAGUGCCGUGCCACAUGCGAAAGAAAGAGAGAGACAGAGAAGAGUUUUUGCACAGUGCACAAGGCACAUAAGCAAGGGGGGCAGAGGCAUAGACGCCGGAACGAAGAGAAGAAGGCACAAUAUAGAGAGAGAGAAAGAAAGAGAGUGAGGCAGCAGCAGCAGAGAACAGAAUAUACAGAAGAGAAAAGAGCCGAGGAUGAUCCGGGCGUAGUGUAUAACAGCGCGGCGCAGCAUAGAGAGAGAGAGAGAGAGAGAGAGAGAGUUGCAGCAUUUGUGUCUGUCUCCGUUUUCGUCCGUGUGUAUGCGUGUGCCGCAGCAGCAGCAGCAGCAGCAGCAGGCCAACGAUUCUCUGCCGUGGUCGGUCGUCGUCGACUCUUCCUCGGGCGCAGAGCGCACCAGCAGCCGGAGAGAGCGAGAAAGAGAAUCGGAGUCGUUGUACACGGCGGCGGCCAGAAGAAGUUGUGCGUGUUGUAUAUAGUAUAGCUCCCGGGCAGCAGCAGCAGCAUUACUAGUUACUAUACGCGGGCGACAGAUACAUUAUUUUUUUUUCAUUUUUUUGCUUCGCAUCGUUAUUAUUAUUUUCCCCCCGCGCGCGCGCGCGAGUGGACUCUCGCCGUGCGGCUGGCUGGCUGGCUGCUGCUGCUAGUAGUAGUUUUAUACACUGAUGUGCCUUCGCUGCAUGCGCACUACUACUAUACCAACCAAAUGGUGUAUCAUAAGAAUCUCUCUCCGCAAAAUCCGCUAAAGUGAGGAUCUCGAGGUAUCGUCGUCGCUACGGAGCAGUCGAGGACGACGUCGACGAGGAGGCGGCGGCGGAGGCGGAGGCACUGGAAGAUCCGAACUGGAGAAUGUCGUGGAGGCACCGACAGAGCCGAUCCGUCAAGGACGACAGUUUUCCUUCCUCGAUCAAGUCGUCCACGCGUGGCAGCUACAAGGAUUCGAACACCAAGUACAGUAGUUCCAAAAGUAGCUAUUCAUCCUCGAAUCCAUCUGACAGCAGGUAUGAGGGGAGAAUUCGUGAUUCUCCAAAUGGCAAUUCCUACAGCCCAGCUGGUGGUCUGGGCAUGGGACCCGAUAGAGAUAGUCCGCGAAAUUACACUAAGCCAAUAUACAAAAAGGAGAGAGAAAACAGAGACUACAAGUUGUCCUCCUCUAGGGAUAAGUAUUCCGAUUGCACGAGAUCUCCAAAAGAAAAGAGAAGUAGGGAGUCUAGAGACUCCCACAGCGACAGGACCAACCAUGAUAGGAAUAGUGGAGACAUACUCCAUCCUAUAAAAAUAUCUUCAAAUUCAUCGAGGGAUUCCUCCCAAAGAAAGCCAACACAUAAUUCAUACCAGGACAAGCGUGGAGAUGAGCGGGGAACGAUGGAGCGUACGGCGAGAUUCGGUGAUUGGUCAGAACACAUGAGCUCGUCGGGAAAGAAGUAUUACUACAACUGUAAAACUGAAGUAUCUCAAUGGGAGAAGCCACGAGAAUGGGUCGUCAGAACGGACAGUCGACAACGCCAAUCGAACGACUACUCGUCCUCUCGAUCCAAUGUCCCAUACUUUGCAGGUCAUGAUAAACAUUCCAACUCAUCGCGGUCGAACAGCACCAGCGGCGGUGGUAGCGGUGGCGGUGGUGGCCAGAGCAGCAGCACCCGAGACAUCGGCAAGUCCUCGUCGUCGCGCGGCCAGUCGGACAAACGUACGAACGACUACUGGAGCAGUCGAGAGGACGGGCGCGAUCGCGAUCAGCAGCGCGCCCACCAGGACAAGGACCAGAUGAUGGGCGGUCGAGAUCGCGAGCGAGAACGCGAUCGAGACCGGGGUAGCGGCAUGGACGUUUGCCGAGACGACUCGGCGAUGCUAGGCGGCUCUCAGCAGCAGCAGCAGCAUCAGCAGCACGACCGGCAGGCCCAGGACAUGGACAUAUCACCCGGAGGCUCGACACCCACGUCCGAGCCGGUCGUUGUAUCCGGCGGACACGAUGCCAUGCAACAAGGACCAGUUCUUCUAGCCAAUGCACUGCCGCGUUUGUCAUCACAUCCAAGUGCGGGAGGACUAAAGCUAGGCUCGCCAACACAAAAUCAACACCACAGUAUAGGUUCAAGCAACGCGCCUGGUCCUCCGAUUUCACUCUCGGAUACGCAAAAAGCAUUGCAAACCAUACAGACACUUUUAUCGCGACAAUCAUCGAGUGAUGGUAGAAAUUGUUCCGGCGAUGUUAUGACUCCUUUGAAAAUUGACACUAGUAAUAAUGCUCCAAUCGAAGGCCCACCAACGCCAACGCACUCAGAAACACUGGACGGCACAGAUGCUCGAAGAAUGAACAGUCCCAGUGGUGUCAAUAACAGUAUGCAAGGUAUAAGUUCCCUGCAAAACAUCAGUAGUUUAGGUAACCUCAGUAGCUUAGGAAACGGUGGCGGCUUGCAGGCAUUAUCGCGCGUGCAGCCACCGCCUACUCCGUCGCUUACACCCUCGCUUGCCAAUCAUUAUCGGGAAGAUUUGACUCAGCACGUGCGAGCCUUCCCCGCGGAUAUUCUCGAGAAGCAGGCACAAAAACUGAGCGAAGAAGCACAUACAAUGGGUAGUCUACAGUGUACCAGAGUAUCUGCAGAACUUAAAACUGCUCGAUCGAUAGUGAGGCUUACGGAAAUUCAAGCCACGCUUCAGGAACAAAGGAUACUAUUUCUUCGUCAACAAAUUCAGAUGCUGGAAGAAGUCAAAUCCCAAAAUUCCUUUAUGUCUGACGAUUCUUAGUGUAAGAAACUUUAUAAGAAAUAAUUAUAAUGGAUAAUAAUAAUUAUGAGCUAUAAUUAAUUCAAUUUCAACAAACAAAAACAAAAAACAUUACUUAUUAAUAUCUUUAACAAUAAUAUUGAUAAAUUAAGGUUGUACCUAAAAGUUAUAAUACUACAGAAAUAGAAGUGAUAUAUACAUAGUAUAAAGAUUUGAUGGGGCUUAUUAUGUACCCAAAAAUAGGAGGCCGAACGAGUCUUAUUUAAUAAUAUUGCUAAUUAGUUGAACUACCUCCUUGGGUCACACGAGGCCUACUUCAAUCGUUACAAAAACUCGUGAUGAACAUAAAUCAGAAAUGAACUUCAAUUGAAUAUUAAAAUAAGCUUAGUGAAAAAAAACUACGCAUACAUGAAUGAAAACCACACAUUUCGCGCCCAACACUUGCACUAAAUAAUUAGGAAAAAAAGUAAUAGUUAUUAACUAAGGAAAAAAGAAAAUAAAUAUCGUAAGCGAAAAGUAAAUAUGA
Messenger RNA from Trichogramma pretiosum, 3937 nucleotides. It is a transcript of the gene wcy, whose product is annotated as WW domain-containing adapter protein with coiled-coil homolog. Lineage: Eukaryota; Metazoa; Arthropoda; Insecta; Hymenoptera; Trichogrammatidae. Gene Ontology annotation, cellular component: nucleus. Gene Ontology annotation, biological process: positive regulation of TORC1 signaling; regulation of autophagy. Bases 1540 to 3432 code for a protein of 630 amino acids. The transcript has 11 exons. The record is from RefSeq and is a predicted model, not a curated record. Gene Ontology annotation, molecular function: chromatin binding; RNA polymerase II complex binding.